AGCGUUAUCGGGAAAGCGCGGGAAAAGCCGCCGUCGAGCUCAGUAGGCCCGCGUACGCCGACCGACAUGGACGUUACGACGCGCGCGCUCGUUUUGGCUCUAGCCGCGCUCGCGAUCGUCGCGCGCGCCCACCUGCCGUCCCACGAUAACAUACUCAGAGUCCAGCUAUGGGACGCCGAAGGUCUCAGCCGAGACCCCGUGCCCCCGCGGAUCUCGGAGUCAGCUCUCAACCAUCGCAAGCUCAAAGUCAACGUGAACUCCUUGUACGAUGCCAUGAUGAAGGAGUCGGAGCACGGCGCGGAGAGGUUCGCCCGGCACAAAGUCCGGCACAAGCGGAGGAGGCCGCGACAGAGUGGCACCGACCUGCCCUGGAGGUUCCACUCGGGCGCGGGUUCGCUCAACGUGGCCGCCUUCGACGACGCCGUACCCUGGGACGUGAUCGAGGGGGAUGGAUUGGGUAACGCGAGUGUAGUGAGUGCCGCGAGUGUCUUGAGUGCCGCGGUUGCCGGCGGCGGGCCGGAGAGCUCGCCGCGAGACGUGUCGCCGCCCAUGACACUGCGCCAGGACGAGGAGGACGAGGAAGUAAAGAAGCAGCUACCAGUCGCUCCCAAAUGCUGUCCCAGUGGUCAGAAUCUGACGGUAUCAUACGAGGACGGCGCGGUGCGAUCUGUCUGUACUCGGUCCAGUCUCACCUUCCAGCCGGUCUUCCACAAAGCCAAUGACACCCACAUAUGGAGCUUUGAUAGUAAUGUAUUCGAGACCAUCGUUGGGAACCCCUGCUUGUAUGACAGAUACAAAUUGGAUCCCGAGAAAAUAAGCGAAGAUGAAUUCUAUUUACUAGUUAACGGUUCUCUGUUUGUGCCGUUUAGCGAACCACAUUUACUGGGAACGAGAGAUUAUUGCAUGGAAACUUUCUGGAACGAAUCAAAUCCUGCAGGAGUUACAUUACCAUUAGUUUGUUUCCGUACACCUUUCGAAGAGGCUAAGACUUCUGUCACUCUUAUAAUUUAUGCCACAGGUUUAAUAAUAUCAGUACCGUUCCUCCUAGCUACAGCGUGUGUAUAUAUACUUAUAAAGGAACUAAGGGAUACGCAUGGCAAGGCUCUGGCCUGCCACGCUACGUGUCUUGCUAUUGCCUUUUCUUGUCUGGCGGCGACACAGCUAGCUGGACAUGCAUUCCCGAAGACCAUUUGCACGAUAAUGGCGUAUUCAAUACAACUAUCAUUCGUAUCCUGUUUCUUUUGGUUGAACGUCAUGUGUUUUGAUACUUUUUUAAACGUUAGGCGAUACAUAAACUCAUCGGUUAGUAGAAAAAGUAUGCGUCGAAGAUUUGCGUGGUAUUGCGUGUAUGCAAUACUAUUGCCUGUAAUUCUCUUAGUGGUCACAGUUACAAUGGACUUGUCGCCAGCUGUGCCCAGUACUUAUCUUAAGCCUAAUUUCGGUGUAAAAGGAUGUUGGUUUAAAACGGACCAAGCGGCACUGCCGUAUUUCUACGGUCCUGUUGCUGUUAUUCUUCUCAGUAAUCUCGUCAUUUUCUUCCUUACAUCACGUGCAUUCGCAACGCACUAUGACAAACUAAAGGACGUUACUCCGCUAGAUUUAGCACCUUCAUACAACAGUACAGAGGACUGGGUGAGACUGGGCACGGUGUUGGGAGAGCAGCUGCCUGCGCACGAACGCGCCGCCUCGCCACAAAACAAUAACAACUUCAAUCAACGCCUCAAGAAGUAUAAGAAGAUUUUUCGGACGUGUUGCAUCCUGUCGGUCAUAAUGGGCCUGUCUUGGGUGCUGGAAGUGGUGUCGUGGGCGGCCGGCGCCGGAUCCGCAGCUGUCUCCGUCUGGUCGCUCUUUGACCUCAUAAACGCUCUGCAAGGAGUUGUCAUCUUCUCUAUAUACGUCUUACAGCAACCAGUACGGUCUUAUGUUAAGUUGUCAAAGCUGUGUGAAUCGUGUAGAAGAAAAAAGAACGGCUCCGAGGUGUUCGUGGUUAGUGAACGAAACAGCAUAGACUGUGGCUCCGGUAGAAGAGAUUAUGUAUAGAGCUGCAGUUAGUGUUCGCAAGAGUUGGCAAACUUUGACAAGUGUCGGCAAGAAUUGGCAAACUUUGGCAAGUGUAGGCAAGACUUGGAAAACAUAGUUAAAUGUCGAAAAGUGUCAGAAAAAGUUUGCCAGUGUCGCAAAUAGUGUACAGAGUAUCGUGUGUAUAGCGAGAGACUGAUAGAGUUAACAGUAUUACAUACAUUGCGCGAGAUCGUUUUAGUUAUGGUUAAACUAUCGAACUUUAUAGUUAUUACUGUAUAAUGUAUGUAAAUAAUAUUUA
Papilio xuthus (Asian swallowtail) is the source of this 2320-nucleotide messenger RNA. RefSeq names its product G-protein coupled receptor Mth2. The coding region runs from base 67 to 2040 and encodes 657 amino acids. Gene Ontology annotation, biological process: G protein-coupled receptor signaling pathway; cell surface receptor signaling pathway. The record is from RefSeq and is a predicted model, not a curated record. NCBI's taxonomy places the organism in Eukaryota, Metazoa, Arthropoda, Insecta, Lepidoptera, Papilionidae. Gene Ontology annotation, cellular component: membrane. The transcript is spliced from 10 exons. Gene Ontology annotation, molecular function: G protein-coupled receptor activity.